AUGAUGAUCUUCCUGUUGAGCGUGCUUUGGUUGGUUGAACCAGACAUGCUUGGCUUCAAAAUUAUUGUGCAAGACCGACCAACCACUAGGAGGGGAAUAUUGUCCAUCGUCAGUUCCAUCUAUGAUCCUCUCGGCCUUGUGUCACCAUUUAUACUCCCAGCAAGAAUACUUUUACAAAGCUUGUGGCAGCAAGGCAGUGGAUGGGAUAGGCCUAUUGAAGGGGCUGGUCUUCAGGUGUGGCAUAAAUGGCUGUCUGGCUUGCCAAAAUUGGAGUCAUUCUCAGUUGCGAGGUGUUAUAAACCUAAACAUUUUGGCGAAGUACUUUCAUGUCAAGUACAUAAUUUCAGUGAUGCCAGUGAACAAGGAUAUGGGAUGGUAUCGUAUCUGCGUCUGGUCAAUAAGAGAGGAGAAAUUCAUUGCUCCAUACUUCUGGGAAAAUCUAGGGUUGCACCCCUUAAAAAGGUGACGAUACCCCGCAUGGAACUGACUGCAGCAACGCUUUCAGUACAAAUGAAUGAGAAACUGAAGAGAGAGUUGGAUUACAACAUUGACAAGUCCUAUUUUUGGACAGAUAGCAUGUCAGUGCUGAGAUACAUCACUAAUGAGACUACACGCUUCCAUACGUUUGUCUCUAACCGUGUGUCUACAAUUCGUGAGGAAUCAGAAGUGUCUCAGUGGAGGUACAUAAAUACGAAAUUAAACCCAGUAGAUGAUGCUUCAAGGGGUUUGAUAAUAACUGACUUCAUAAAAUGCAAGAGAUGGGUUACUGGUCCUGAUUUUCUGUGGUCUCCAGAAUCGGAAUGGCCAGAGAAUCAAGUAGUCUUAGAGAGGAUUCAUGAUGAGGAUCCUGAAGUGAAAAAGCUCUCAAAUGUUGUUCUGAUAGAUGAGCAAUCUAGCUUCAUGAGUAGUCUCAUUUCUCGUUUUUCAAGCUGGAUGUCACUGAAGCGGACAGUUGGAUGGAUCUUAACUGGUAAGAGAAAUUUACAACAUUGGGCCAAUCUGCGAAAACAAGUGCGAGAAAGUAUCUCUGCAGAUGUAGAUCCUAAAAAACAAGAGCAGCUUGUUGAUGACAAGAUGAGAAAAAUGAGGUCCAGAGUAAACCUCAAGUCUGCAUCUCUUGAUAUCGACAUACUACAAGAGGCAGAAAGAUGCAUUGUGACUUAUGUACAAAGAAGACACUUCCAAGAUGAGUUGGAUAUACUUCUCAAAGGUCUUCAUAGUAAGACUAGAAUGACUGUUAAGAAGACAAGCCGUGUCUAUAAACUUGAUCCAAUUCUGGAAGAUGGUCUUAUCAGAGUUGGUGGACGCCUGCAUCGUGCAGCACUGUCAGAUGAUGAGAAGCAUCCAAUUAUUAUACCUAAGGAUUCUCCUGUAGCAAAUCUAAUUUUGCAAGACGUACACAAAACUGUUGGGCACCUAGGAAGGAAUUCGUUGUUAGCUAAGCUAAGGCAACACUUUUGGAUCCUUUGUGCAAAUACAAUCAUUCGGAGAAUUAUCUCGAAAUGUGUUAUAUGCCGCAGAUAUCGAGCCAAAGCUGGUGAGCAAAAGAUGGCAAGUUUGCCUGUGGACCGUUUAACACCAGAUGAACCCCCUUUCACACGUAGUGGUGUGGAUUAUUUUGGACCUAUAUUAGUUAAACGUGCUCGGAGUGUUAUCAAGAGAUACGGUGUUGUUUUCACGUGCUUGGCAACCAGAGCUAUACAUUUAGAAGUGGCUCAUUCGCUUACUACUGACUCAUGCAUUAAUGCAUUGCGCAGAUUCAUGGCACAAAGAGGUCAGGUCAAGAUUGUGCGGUCGGAUAAUGGAACAAAUUUGGUUGGAGCCAAUCAUGAGUUACGUGAUGAAAUAAAUAGGUGGAACCAUAGUAGAAUCUCUGGAACAUUACAACAAAGCAAUAUUAGAUGGGAGUUUAACCCUCCAGCUGGGUCCCAUUUCGGUGGAGUGUGGGAACGACAAGUCAGAACGGUGUGGAAGGUUCACUUUGGAUUGUUGAAAGAACAAGUCAUUCACUUGGAUGACGAGGGUCUUGCUACAUUGUUCUGUGAAGUGGAAAACAUUAUAAAUAGUCGGCCAAUAACACAGCUUUCAGAUGACCCGAAUGACUUAGAACCACUUACGCCAAAUCAUUUGCUACUUCUUCAGUCCAAUCAGAGUUUACCACCAGGAGUGUUCCAAAGUCAUGAUAAUUAUGUACGUCGUAGGUGGCGCCAGAUCCAAUAUCUCGCAGACAUGUUUUGGAAACGGUGGUUAAGAGAGUAUCUACCAAUGCUUCAAGAGCGCCAGAAGUGGUUAAAACCUCGGAGAAACCUGGCAGUAGAUGAUACAGUUCUGGUGGUAGACAACUCAUCACCAAGGAACUCCUGGCCGAUGGGAAGAGUUAUUGAAGUUAUGAGGGACCGCAAUGACUUGGUCAGAGUAGCCAAAGUGAAAACAAGCUCAAAUGUCCUUGAACAUCCUAUUGACAAGUUGUGCAUAAUUUUGGAAGCUGAUGUUGUCUGUGGUGGUACUUGA
Molecule: messenger RNA, 2511 nt
Organism: Saccoglossus kowalevskii
Lineage: Eukaryota; Metazoa; Hemichordata; Enteropneusta; Harrimaniidae
Biological process (GO): DNA integration
Molecular function (GO): nucleic acid binding
Source: RefSeq, a predicted model, not a curated record